AUGAGGCAUGGCCCGGGCAGCCGGAGCAGCUGUGGGAGCACCCAGGAGCCCGCUGGAUCUGUCAGCCAGGAGGGAAAGCCCUGCUCUGGGGCAGCAGGGCAUUGCCGCGCUCCGCUCUGGCCUCAGCUGCCUCUCCUGGGCUGGGGGAGCUCUGCGCACGGGGGUGCACAAGGCGUGGAGCUGUUGGGGUGGGCAGAGAAGGGCGGUGGGCACGGAGCAGGGUCCGGAGGGGUCUCUGAGGAGUGGCUGGGCUCUCUUGGUUUGUCCGGGUGGAGGAGAAGGGAGGGGAGGCCCCUUUGUCACCUCCGGCUCCUGCAGGGGGGUGGAGGGGCAGCGCCAUCUCUCCAUCCCUGGGACCAGGGAAGGGCUGAGGGAAAGGCAGGAGCUGAGCCAGGGAGGGCCAGGAAAAGGAUUUUCCCCAGGGAAUGGCCAUGGCCCCUACCGGAGCCCCGGGGGCUUUCAGCAACGCUCCCAAACACAGGGUGGGGGUUUGGGGUCUGUGCAGGGCCGGGGGCUGGGCUGGGUGAUCCUGGUGGGCCCCUUCCCGCUCAGCCUGUUGUGUGGCUCUGCAGCCCAGGCUCUGGGAGUGGCAGGACGUGUCCUGGGCCUUGGGCUGGGCUCCUGGGGCUCAAUGAACUCACCUGGAGCCAGCCCAGAACUCACCUGGGGACCCCGGUGGUGGCACUACCCAGGAGCAGAGGGCACAGAGGAGCCCAGUCCCGGCUCUGGGUGUGGGGACAGGGAGGGGGCAGCGCCCCGGGGAGGCUGAGAGGGGCUCCCUGGGACCCCUCCCCAUGGCUGCACCCUGCUCCUGAGCCCUCCUGGGCACAGAGUCGGGGGGCAGGAGCUCAGGGAGGGGCAGCUGGGGGCUGCUCCUGCUGUGCCCCCUGGGUGGUGGCAGACCCUGCAGGUGGGUGCUGUGCCCCCCAGGAGGGGUCCCAGGGGUAGAUGCCAGGCCCUGCAGGUGGGUGCUGUGCCCCCCAGGAGGGGUCCCAGGGGUAGAUGCCAGGCCCUGCAGGUGGGUGCUGUGCCCCCCAGGAGGGGUCCCAGGGGUAGAUGCCAGGCCCUGCAGGUGGGUGCUGUGCCCCCCAGGAGGGGUCCCAGGGGUAGAUGCCAGGCCCUGCAGGUGGGUGCUGUGCCCCCCAGGAGGGGUCCCAGGGGUAGAUGCCAGGCCCUGCAGGUGGGUGCUGUGCCCCCCAGGAGGGGUCCCAGGGGUAGAUGCCAGGCCCUGCAGGUGGGUGCUGUGCCCCCCAGGAGGGGUCCCAGGGGUAGAUGCCAGGCCCUGCAGGUGGGUGCUGUGCCCCCCAGGAGGGGUCCCAGGGGUAGAUGCCUGGCCCUGCAGGUGGGUGCUGGCCCUGGCACCCCCAGCUCCCAGCCCAGGAGCCCUCAAGGUGCCGUUGGCACCUGAUGAAUUGCACUAAUUGUGGCCCCCAGGUGUGUCUGUGCCCGGCCGGGCAGGGCUGGGGGAGCCCCACGCCAGGGCAGCCCCCCCUGUCCAUUGUGGCACUGAGAGCAGAGCCCACCCCAUGGCACCACGAGUGGGGGGCAGCAGCCCCAUCCUGGGCACGGGGGGCUCAGGGUGCUGCUCUGCCCCUGCUGGCACCAGGACAAGUCUGGGGUGAGGGGGCUCCUGGCUCCCCUCAGCCUCCCCUUCCACUGGAACAUUCCUGCUUCCCUUUUGUCUGGGGGGAGGGCUCUUCUUCCUGUUGGGUUUUUCCCUUUUUUGUUGGUUUUUUUGCAACUUCUUUG
This is a messenger RNA of Ficedula albicollis (Collared flycatcher), 1749 nucleotides long. RefSeq lists its product as uncharacterized. Lineage: Eukaryota; Metazoa; Chordata; Aves; Passeriformes; Muscicapidae. The transcript is spliced from 3 exons. The record is from RefSeq and is a predicted model, not a curated record. Bases 1 to 948 code for a protein of 315 amino acids.